This is a messenger RNA of Funneliformis mosseae, 1026 nucleotides long. The record is from the annotation of a GenBank genome assembly. NCBI's taxonomy places the organism in Eukaryota, Fungi, Glomeromycota, Glomeromycetes, Glomerales, Glomeraceae.
AUGGGAUAUCAUAAUACAGAAGAGGCACAACUAAUAGGCGUUUCCUCUUAUAAUGUUCCUUUGAAAACAGAUGCAACAUAUAAACCACCAUUAACGAACGGCGUCGCAACUCUCAUAAAACGUUCUUCCAUUAAAAAAAAUUUUACGAACGGACUAACAAAUAAUUUUAGACAUUCACUUCGAGCGUCUGAUGUUAUUAACACACCCCCAACCACACCACCUUCUUCUAAUUUAAUAAAUAAAAAAAACACAGUUAAAAUAGAAUGUCAAGUUCGAGCACGCAUUCCGACAUCUACAGGAGAAUUUUUUCUUCACCUUUACAAAAGUGAACUUGAUAAUAAAGAACACUUAGCAAUUGUAUAUGGCGAUGAUAUUCGAAGUAAUAGUUUAGAUGCUUCUAGACCGGGAGAAAGUGAAAUGGAUAGAAUCAUAAGGGGGGCAUAUAAGGGUAGAUUAAAGCCUGGUCAAAGGUCAGUUGAAACUAGCAAUGCUGAUCCCAAGGUUUCUACGGUACAAUUUCCGCCGCCGUUAGUUAGGAUUCAUUCCGAAUGCUUCACAGGAGAAACCAUUCAUAGUGUAAGAUGUGAUUGCGGAGAACAAUUAGAUGAAGCCAUGCGGCUAAUAAAGCUGGAAGGACGUGGGGUUAUUAUAUACUUGAGACAGGAAGGCAGAGGAAUUGGUCUUGCGGAUAAAUUGAGAGCAUAUAAUUUACAGGAUAUAGGAUACGAUACUAUAAAGGCUAACCACGUUCUCAAGCAUCCUGCCGAUCUUCGUAAUUAUGAUAUUGCAACACAAAUUUUUGAAGAUCUUAAUUUAUCCAACGUUCGAUUGUUAACGAACAAUCCUGACAAAAUUGAACAGGUUGAAAAUGCAGGAAUUAAAGUUAUUGAGCGCAUUCCGAUGGUUCCCAUUGCAUGGCAAAGUCCCAAUCCAAAUCACAUUGGAAAAGAAAUGGAUCAAUAUUUAAAGGUGAAGGUAGAACAAAUGAGACAUUUAUUAAAUAUACCGGAAGCAUUAUUACGCUGA